Lonchura striata (white-rumped munia) is the source of this 1535-nucleotide messenger RNA. The record is from RefSeq and is a predicted model, not a curated record. NCBI's taxonomy places the organism in Eukaryota, Metazoa, Chordata, Aves, Passeriformes, Estrildidae.
CCACCUCAGGAACCUCCACAACCACCCCAGGGUCCACCAUGAGCACCUCUGGGACCAACCCAACCACCUCAAGUACCACCUCUUCCACCUCAGAGACCACCAUGAGCUCCUCAGGGACCACCACCAGCACCCCAGGGACCCAAACAACCAUCUCGGGGACCACCACAAUCACCCCAGUGACCACCACGACCAUGCCAGUGACCACCUCCUCCACCUCAGGGACCUCCACAACCACCUCUGGGACCAUCCCAACCACCUCGGAGACCACCAAGACCACCUCAAAGACCUCCACAACCACCUCAGGUGUCACCACAAUCUCCUCAGGAGCCACCACAGCCAUCCCAGGGACCACCUCCACCAGCUCCGGGACCACUCCAACCACUCCAUUGACCACCACAAGCAACCCAGGGACCACCUCCUUCACUUCUGGGACCACCACAACCAACCCAGGGAUCACCACAACCAUUACAUGGACCUCCACGACCACCUCCGGGACCACCCCAAUGUCCUCAGGGACCACCACAACCAACUCUGAGACCACCACAACAAUCCCGGGUACCACCACGACCACUCCAGAGACCACCACGACCACUCCAGGAACCACCAUGACCAACUCGGGGACCACCCCUACCACUUCAGGGACCACCACGUCCACCUCUGGGACCACCACGGUCAUCUCAGCGACCACCACAGCCACCCCAUGGACCACCUCCUCCACCUCAGGGACCAUCCCAACCACCUCUGCGACCACCCUAACAACCUCAGGGUCCACCACGACCACCUCAGGGUCCACCACAACCAGCCCUGGGACCACCACCUCCACAUCAGGGACCACCACGACCACACCAGGGACCAUCACAACCUCCUCGGGGACCACCUCCACCUCUGCGACCACCCCAGCCACCUCUGAGACCAUCCAAACAACCUCAGGGUCCACCACAACCACCCCAGGGACCACCACGACCAUCCCAGGGACCUCCAUGACCUCCUCAGGGACCACCACAACCAACUCUGGGACAACCACGUCCACUGCAGGUACCACCACAACCAUUACAGGGACCUCCACGACCUCAUCAGGGACCACCUCCUCCACCCCAUGGACCACCACAACCAUCCCAGGGACCACCACGACUAUCCCAGGGAUCAUCACGACCCUUACAGAGACCACCACGACCACCCCAUGGACCACCACAAUCAUCUCAGGGACCACUACGACCACCCUGGGUGCCACCACGACCACCCCAAGGACCACGUCCUCCACCUCUGGGACCGCCACAACAAACUUAGGUACCACCACAGCCCUCCCGGGUACCACCAUGACCCCCCCAGUGACCUCCACAGUCACCUCAGGGACCACCACGACCACUCCAGGGACCACCACGACCAACUCUGGGACCACCACCACAGUCCCAGGUACCACCACGACCACUCCAGGGACCACGUCCUCCACCCCAGGGACCUCUACAAUAAUCUCAGGGACCUCCACAACCACAUCUGGGACCACCACGACCAUCCUGAGUAGCACCACAACCAUC